Messenger RNA from Boleophthalmus pectinirostris (great blue-spotted mudskipper), 852 nucleotides. RefSeq names its product SAM pointed domain-containing Ets transcription factor-like. The record is from RefSeq and is a predicted model, not a curated record. Bases 1 to 852 code for a protein of 283 amino acids. Gene Ontology annotation, biological process: regulation of transcription by RNA polymerase II; cell differentiation. The transcript has 4 exons. Lineage: Eukaryota; Metazoa; Chordata; Actinopteri; Gobiiformes; Gobiidae. Gene Ontology annotation, cellular component: nucleus. Gene Ontology annotation, molecular function: DNA-binding transcription factor activity, RNA polymerase II-specific; sequence-specific DNA binding.
AUGGGAAGUCCCGAUAACCCCCCAACCUUUCACAACAUGGACUUCCCCAGGAUGCACUAUCUGACGACUGACCCCAGACAGGCGAGUUCACCGAGGGGCUGCUUACCUCAAGGGCCAGAUCACCACUACAUGGAAGUUCGCAAGACUGAACCAACCUCCCCAGUGCCCGACCAAUCACACUGCAGCAUUUUGGAGAGAGAGAGCCAGGUGGAGGAGCGUUGCUUGGAGCAGAUGCAGUCCAUAUUGGUGGGAGAGGUCCUCAAAGAUGUGGACACUGCAUGCAAACUGCUCAACAUCACACAAGACCCAAUGAGCUGGAGCAGUCUGCAGGUGCAGAAAUGGCUGCUGUGGACAGAGCACAUGUACCACCUGCCCAGAGUCAGUGCUCUGUUCGAGGGCUUGAGAGGAGAAGACCUCUGCUUCAUGUCAGAGGUUCAGUUCAGACAGCACUCCCCUGAGUCUGGAGACAAACUCUAUGCUCACCUGGACAUCUGGAGAUCAGGUACAUGGGGAAAGAAUCAAAUGUUAUGUUUUAAACCUGUGUGGAGCUCGUGUGCAGAUGUGACGUGCAGUUAUCCAAACCAUCCCAUCCACCUGUGGCAGUUUCUCAGAGAGCUGCUCCUCAGACCUCACAACUACAGCCGCUGCAUCCGGUGGCUCAACAAGGAGAAAGGUAUCUUUAAAAUCGAGGACUCGGCUCAUGUGGCACGGCUUUGGGGCAUUAGGAAGAACCGUCCCGCCAUGAACUACGACAAACUGAGUCGCUCCAUCCGCCAGUACUACAAGAAGGGCAUCAUGAAAAAACCUGAAGUGUCCUGCAGGCUUGUCUACCAGUUUGUCAACCCCAUAUGA